CCCGUUCCGGUGCCGCCCCGCGGCUGCGCGGCCGGGCCAGCGGAACGGCGAGAUGGUGCCCGAGCUGGAGAAAGCUACGGUCCGGAUCCGGCAGCCCGAGCGUGUGCGGGGCAUCAUCCGAUCUCUGCGGGAGCAGGGUGUGGCCAAACUGCAGGUCAUUUCUGACUUUGAUAUGACCCUGAGCAGGUUUGGUUGCAAUGGCAGGCGCUGCCCCACAUCUCACAAUAUCCUUGAUACCAGCCGUGUUAUCAGCGAGGAUGGCAAGAAGAAGCUGAAGGAUCUGCUCCACUAUUACUAUCCUAUUGAAAUAGAUCCCAACCGGACCCUGGAGGAGAAACGUCCCCUCAUGGUGGAGUGGUGGACCAAGGCUCAUGAGCUGCUGGUGCAGCAGAAGAUCCACAAAGAUGACAUAGCCCAGAUUGUCAGAGAGUCAGAAGCCAUGCUCAGGGAUGGCUUCAAGGAGUUCUUUGAUCAGCUGCACAAGAACAAUAUCCCCCUGUUCAUCUUCUCCGCUGGUGUUGGUGAUAUCCUGGAAGAGAUUAUCCGUCAGGCCAACGUCUUCUACUCCAAUGUCAAUGUGGUGUCCAACUACAUGGACUUCAAUGAUGAUGGAGUCCUCACACACUUCAAGGGACCCCUCAUCCACACCUACAACAAGAACAACAGCGUGCUGCAGGGCACAGGGUACUUCCAGCAGCUGAGCACAAGGACGAGCAUCAUCUUGCUGGGGGACUCCAUGGGUGACCUGACGAUGGCAGACGGUGUUCCCAGCGUGGAGAACAUCCUCAAGAUUGGCUUUCUCAAUGACAAGGUGGAGGAGCGGAGGGGGAAGUACCUGGAUUCAUAUGACAUCGUGCUGGAGAGCGACGAGACGCUGGACGUGGUGAAUGGGAUCCUGCGGUACAUCCUGACUGAGACAUGAGCUGGGGACAAGGUGUCCCAGCUCCAGCACACAGCAGGCACUGGGCAGGGAAUGCCCCACCUGGGACAGAGCUGGAGGGGACUGCUGGUACUGGCUGGGCUCCAUCCCGACCUCACUAAUGCCCUCAGCCAGCCCUGGAGCAGGAGAGGUGAGAUGGAGGAAGUUUUUCCUUUUGCUUUUCCACAACUCUGCCUGGCUCUGCAGUUUCCCUCUCAGAGUGACUCUAUCCUGCUCAGCCUUCAUCCCACUGGGAAUUCACUCUUGCCACCUCCUGAGGCCACAACAAACCAUUCCAUGUUUCAGACAGAGAUGUUCUGCACUUGCUUCAGCAGCUGAGGGUGGAAUGGAGAUAAUUUACUGUGGGCUGAGGACAGACCUGGUUUAGAUGUGUCACUGUGUUCCUGGCUAAGAAAACAAGUCUCUCUCUCAUCCCAUGUCCUGUGAGCUUCAAAGCUCCUGGGUUGACUCUGGUGCCAGUGCAGCUGCUGGACUGGUGUGGCCCUGCUGGCCAUCACAUCACCCAGCCCCACAUUCUCCAUGUAAACCAGCAGCUCUCUGACCUCGUGUCUCCGCUCAUCCGUCCUUCUUGCACCAGCACAGCUCUUACUGUGGAAAAAACCUUUUUCCAGCCGUCCCUGAAUGCCCCAGAGCUCAGCUGCUGCUGCUGCCCAAAGUCAGAAGUAAAUUUGUCUGCCAGGGAUCAGAGGCGGAGGGGUGGGGGAGGAGAGGCCAAUGGCAGAAUUUUGAGUUUUAAGCAAUGUUUUAUCUGACCAUGUUUGUGUACUAAAUUUCUGGGAUGAUCCUGGUCUCUCAGUGCAGCAAUAGGAAAAGACCAUUUUAUUGCUGUAUAACCUCUGGUUAUGAGAGACUUUGGGAAGAGCAGAUUUGUUCUCUGCUUUGGAAUAAAAACAUAA
Ficedula albicollis (Collared flycatcher) is the source of this 1836-nucleotide messenger RNA. RefSeq names its product 5'-nucleotidase, cytosolic IIIB (gene NT5C3B). Gene Ontology annotation, molecular function: magnesium ion binding; 5'-nucleotidase activity. The transcript has 9 exons. Gene Ontology annotation, cellular component: cytoplasm. NCBI's taxonomy places the organism in Eukaryota, Metazoa, Chordata, Aves, Passeriformes, Muscicapidae. The coding region runs from base 53 to 922 and encodes 289 amino acids. The record is from RefSeq and is a predicted model, not a curated record.